This is a messenger RNA of Amorphotheca resinae ATCC 22711, 711 nucleotides long. RefSeq lists its product as hypothetical. NCBI's taxonomy places the organism in Eukaryota, Fungi, Ascomycota, Leotiomycetes, Helotiales, Amorphothecaceae. The record is from RefSeq and is a predicted model, not a curated record. Gene Ontology annotation, cellular component: mitochondrion. Gene Ontology annotation, molecular function: fatty acyl-CoA hydrolase activity. The coding region runs from base 99 to 560 and encodes 153 amino acids. The transcript is spliced from 3 exons.
CUAUACAAAUGUAUGAUUGAACUAUGACUUGACUUGCCAGCAACCUGGUAGAAACCUCGUGCUGUGAGACGGGUCAAAUAGAGCCGAAUACACAAGCCAUGGCAUACGGCGAACUGAAGAACCGAAGGAGAAAGGAUUAUGGCUAUCUUCUCGAGUACAGAACACGAUGGUCUGACAAUGAUAUGUAUGACCAUAUGAAUAAUAGCAUCUACAAUUUCUUAUACGACUCCAUCGUCAACACAUAUCUCAUUGAGGAAUGUGGAUUACACCCACCCACGUCUCCUCAGUAUGGACUGGUCGUUCACUCUCAUAGCGAUUUCUUCGGCUCGAUCGCGUUUCCUGCCGUUGCCGAGCUGGCUUUAAGAGUCAACAAGUUGGGCAAGAGUAGUGUUACAUAUGAGAUAGCUCUAUUCGAACGAGGAGUUGAUGAAGUUAAAGCUGUGGGCGAGAUAGUACAUGUCUUCGUCGAUAGAGAGACCGGCCGGCCAGCUGCAAAAGGCAUGAACGGAGAUCUCAAGGAAGGCCUCCGAAAGAUCUUAGUGCAGCAAUCCAAACUUUGAUGCCUAGGAUUAUCCAUCAUGCAUACAACUGUUCGAGCCUUUUCUUUCUAUAUGACCAGUCAGGAAGCCCAAAGUCACACUUAACCCGCCAAACUUUUGAUCUAUUUAUUUUGCUGUUGUCCUUCGGAUUGGACUUCUUUUACUGCAGGUG